AUGAAACAUAAGCUGGGAGUUGAUCUUGUGGCGAGUGAGAAGUUCGUAGGCGACUUGCCGGUGAACGUGGUGGGACAAACGUCAAAGACAACACCUCGUAAAGAAUCUAUGACACCAAAAAUCAUCGUGUGCCCUCCAGUAGAAGAAACAACAGAGCCUACCACUCCGGCUCGAGGGACAAGUUUGCUAAAAGCUCUUAGCAAACGUCUUACUCGACGAUCCACGGACGCUGAUUCAUUAGGAAGCUCUAGUAGCAACGACAGCAUGUCUUGCGAAACUGCCCGCACGGACGACAGGUCCUCUUGCUCGGCGAGUGACUCCAGCAGUGAUAGCUCGGAGCGUCAUCGUCGUCACCGCUCUAUUGCCUCAUUGCGACGUGUAUUCCAAAAUUUAAAUUUAACUCGCUCACAAUCUUGUUCACCUACUGAGAGACAACGGCAACCCAAGAAACAACCUCAACCAAAACGCAUUCUUCGGCCACCUGUAACCUACACAUAUGUUCGAGGUUUAUCCGGCUUGCCAACUCAAAGAGUGCCCCGACACACAGUCUGCUGUGCUCCUUUAGGCUUAAACCGA
Molecule: messenger RNA, 576 nt
Organism: Brenthis ino (lesser marbled fritillary)
Lineage: Eukaryota; Metazoa; Arthropoda; Insecta; Lepidoptera; Nymphalidae
Source: the annotation of a GenBank genome assembly